AAAAAGCGGCCGAAAAAAUUGGAAUUAAAGUUUUCACAAUUUCCAUUGCUAAAGUUGGUGAUGAGGUAUGUUUCUGGUAGUGGAAACAGUAAACGAUAAUGGCGAGAAGGAGUGGAAGGUAGCACCCAAACGAUGGGUGUGCACUACGAAGAACACCCGCCGGACAGUUCUGUUAUGGCCACAUGAAAUCAGUUCUGAGCGACAAAAGCAGUUAGCUAGAUCUGCUUCUUCUAAACCAACGAAAAAUUGGAGCCGGAAGGAAUGUAUCGUACAACAGGAGUGUUCUACGUACGAUGCUGCAAAUGCUGCACUGAAAGUACUGGUUCGACCACGUCCGAAACCGUGUGUGGCAAUUCCAAUGCUCAGUGCUGUUUCGAUGGUACAGAGUGGACAAACAGUAAAGCAAGAAAAUGAAGAUCCACUGAAUAUAGAUUAUCCCGAUGAGACGCCGGCUGAAACAACUAGCAACACGCUGCUCCAUCCGGAUGAGAAGCUAUCAAUGAUGGCAUCGAUCAAAUUGAUCGUGCAAUCUUUAAUAUCGAAACAUGACAUGAUCGAAAAGCAAAACGCUCGUAUUGAGAAGCAAAAUGCUCACAUUGUGGCGCAAAAUACUAACAUUAUAGAGCGGAACAAACACAUCGAGAAAACUAACGCUGUUCUAUUGACAAAGAUAGAUUUGAUGCAGAAAACAUUGAAUAAUUUUGAUUCACAGCAAUGUUCCAAUGUAAUGGACUUGAAAGGAACAUCGUUUAAAUUUGAGCCUAUGGAAACGAUUGAUCAAGUAAAGAGACUUGAAGAAAAGUUGAACGAUUCAGCGUAUCGCAGGGAGCUGCUUUCGUGGUUGACGUUAAAUGUCCGGGGUAAUAAUGCACACAAAAGGAUGUCGAGCUGCCUAAAUUUGUUGAUUUCACCGGACCUUCUGGUCUACUGCACAUGGACUGGUAUCGUGCGGGAUGGAAGGAAACAGCUUGCUAUAAAAGACAUGAAACAUAUAUUGGAUUUAUUCCAAGAAAUAGGUACAACUCCAUGGGAAAAGGUGAAUGUUACAAUGGUAGCCACGUUUUUCAAGGGUAAAACUAAAAAUGCGCUGCAGCGUUUUCAUUCGCAUUGCAAAAGUGAAAGCCACAAAACAACAAUGAACGGCAGAGAUGUUCCCCAAGAACCAUUUGAUCAUGCAGAUUCAUCUAUAUCGACAGAACAUAUGUACACGGAAUCGAUCGAUGACUAAGCCAAGACCAAUGGGUAUUACUAUUUUCGGAUAUAACAUUCGGAAAAUGUAAAUGCAUAUUUGAAGGUCAGAUUUUGGGGCUGCCGAUAGUGAUAACAAUUAAUCAGAGGAAGGAUUUUUGAGAACAUAUGUAGCGUAUUUUUUGUGGGUGUGGAGACCUAUUUUUUUAAAAAUACAUGAAAUUAAGUUGAACUUAAAUGUGUACAGUAUGUUCUGCUAAUUCAGUUCGUCGUAGUGAUCGCGUGAUUAUUAUUUCAGUUAAUUAAAGAUCAAAGAAAUAUAUAGUAGUUUGAAAUCGUUCCAGGAUCUAGCACGAGGGCAUGCAAGAGCAAACGACACUUUUGGUCGUUAUUUUGGCGAUCGAUGAAUCGACGAAAUUGACGUUUGUUAGGUAUUCGAUGAAAGGGGUCCUGACAAUCGAUGAACUGGUUGUGUUGUUUUCAUUCGCGAGCGUUUGGGGAAUUUUUUUGGAAAAAGCAGCCGAAAAGAAUUGGAAUUAAAGUUUUCACAAUUUUCUUUGCUAAAGUUGGUGAUGAGGUAUGUUUCUGGUAGUGGAAACAGUAAACGAUAACGGUGAAAAGGAGUGGAAGGUAGCACCCAAACGAUGGGUGUGCACUACGAAGAACACCCAACGAACAGUUCUGUUAUGGCCACAUGAAAUCAGUUCUGAGCGGCAGAAGCAGCUGGCUAGAGAUGGUUUUUCCAAACCAACGAAAAGUUGGAGCAGGAAGGAGUGUAUCGUACAACAGGAGUGUUCUACUUAUGAUGAGGCUGAUACUGUACUGAUAGAAGUAUUGGCACAACGUUCAAUGUCGAGUCCUUCAGCGUCGUUGCUCAGCGAGUCGUCGGUACUGCAGAGAGACCGGAUACAAGACCAUUCUGAAGAUCAUCUUUUUACGUACGAUCCUGAAAGUAACGAACAAGUUUCAACCAUUCAAAUUGAGUCAUCUGCAGCUCCACUACCAUGUCCUGUACGAUCAGUUCAGGACAGUGAUCAAUCAAUGCUGAUAGCUAUCAAAUCGUUGGUUGAAUCAUUGGUGGGCAAAAAUGAUACGAUAGCGAAACGAAACCAUCAAAUAGAGCAACAGAAUGCUCAAAUUUUUCAGCAAAAUUGUAUGAUUGAGCUAGAAAACGCGGCCCUAGUAAAAAAGAUAGACGCCAUGGAUAGCAUAUUCUGCAGCAUUAAUUCUCAACAGUUUAGUGCUGCUAAAGAUUAUGUAGCAACACCUUCGUUUACCUUUGAGCCUGUGAAAACUAUUAAGCAAUUAAUCGAACUGGAAAGAAAGUUAAAUGAUGAGUCAUACCGUUUGGAAUUGGUUGCAUGGUUGAUAUUUAAUGUUGUUGGCAAAAAUUCACAGAAGAGGAUGUCGAGCUGUUUGGAUGUGCUAUUUUCCCGAGAACUGCUCAUAAACUGCACUUGGACUGGAAUGAAUCGGGAUAAAACAAAAAAAGCAGCUUUACGAGAGCAACGAAAUAUAUUGAGUUUGUUUAAGGCAAUCGGAACAACGCCACAACAAAAAGUAGAUGAUAGAAGAGUUACAAAAUUUUUUAUUCAAAAACUAAAAGGGGCCAAAGAAAGGUUUCUGGUGUACAAAAAGAUUGAAAAGAACCACCAAAAACAUAAGGACGGAAUAACAAUAAUUGCUGCGGAUUCAUCGAAUAUUGUGGAACAAAACGAUACGGAGUCGGUAGAUGAUAGUGAAUCUGAAGUGACAUUUGAAGUGGAAAUUUUGCAAUAAACUAUGAAACAUUAUUUUCUUGUAAGAUUGGUGCUGAUUUAUUGAACAAAUUAGCAUGAAUUUCAAUGAUUAGGUAUAGUUGACCCAAUGGGUUAUAACAUACUAUGUGUGACUAACAUUUGCUUCAACAGAAGGGACUUGGGAAUCCAUUUACAUACAUGCCCUGAGAAUGUAAUAGAUCAUUAGAUAUUGCCUCUAGCUCAUUGUACAACAAACAUAACUUACCAUAGAAACCAUAACAACUUGAGACCUGGAGAAUAGUAAUUUCCACCGCAAAAUGCGUAGAUAAGUUUUCAAUUGUCUAGCGUCCUUAAUUCUAGUUUGAUUUAAUAUUAAUGAAAAUUAAAUACUACUUGCUGGAUACCUUUGAAAACGAUUAUAGAAACUACUUACAAUGAUGAAGUGCGCUGUGGCGAGGUCUGUUCGUUGCCGGGUUUGUCGUUAAAACUACGUGAUAAUCGACGAAUUUAAUAAAUCGAUCAUUUUGACAUUCGAUGAACGGAUAGCUUUGUUUACUUUCACGAGCGUCUUGUUGGUGGUUUUGAAAUAAUAGCGAAAGCGAGUGUGUAAUAGAUUUUUAGAAGCUCCUCUGAUGAAUUGGACGGUUUAAUAUGUUUCUAGUAGUGCAUACAGUAAACGAUAAAGGCGAAAAGGAGUGGAAGGUAGCACCCAAACGAUGGGUUUGCACUACGAAGAACACCCGCCGAACAGUUCUGUUAUGGCCACAUGAAAUCAGUUCUGAGCGACAAAAGCAGUUAGCUAGAUCUGGUUCUUCUAAACCAACGAAAAAUUGGAGCCGGAAGGAAUGUAUCGUACAACAGGAGUGUUCUACGUACGAUGCUGCAAAUGCUGCACUGAAAGAACUGCUUCGACCACGUCCGAAACCGUGUGUGGCAAUUCCAAUGCUCAGUGCUGUUUCGAUGGUACAGAGUGGACAAACAGUAAAGCAAGAAAAUGAAGAUCCACUGAAUAUAGAUUAUCCCGAUGAGACGCCAGCUGAAACAACUAGCAACACGCUAUCAAUGAUGGCAUCGAUCAAAUUGAUUGUGCAAUCUUUAAUAUCGAAACAUGACAUGAUCGAAAAGCAAAACGCUCGUAUUGAGAAGCAAAAUGCUCACAUUGUGGCGCAAAAUACUAACAUUAUAGAGCGGAACAAACACAUCGAGAAAACUAACGCUGUUCUAUUGACAAAGAUAGAUUUGAUGCAGAAAACAAUGAAUAAUUUUGAUUCACAGCAAUGUUCCAAUGUAAUGGACUUGAAAGGAACAUCGUUUAAAUUUGAGCCUAUGGAAACGAUUGAUCAACUAAAGAGACUUGAAGAAAAGUUGAACGAUUCAGCGUAUCGCAGGGAGCUGCUUUCGUGGUUGACGUUAAAUGUCCGGGGUAAUAAUGCACACAAAAGGAUGUCGAGCUGCCUUGAUUUGCUACUUUCCCGAGAACUAGCUGUAAAGUGCACAUGGACAGGCAUGUUUAGGGCUGGAGUAGAAAAAGUAGCUAUGCGAGAUCAACGAAACAUAGUAAAUCUGUUCAAAGCAAUAGGUACAUCACCACAUGAAAGAAUUGAUGAAAGGUACAUCCAUAUGUUUUUCUCAAAAAAAUUAAAAAUGGCCAAGGGCCGAUUAUUACGACAUCAGGAAAGCUCGGUAACCGUCGCAGGAUCUAAUCUGAUAGAUAAUAAUGAACAACGAGCAGGAAGCAAUGCUAUAAAGAAAAAUUAUGCUGAUUCAUCGAACGCUAAGGAAUCUUUGGAUGAUGAGUUACAAAUGCCAUUCGAAGUAGAAGUUGUGCAUUGAUUCUUCCACAGAUGUUCGAUAUGAUUUUUGAUAAUAUGUCUGCUGCUCUAGUGUCAUGCACGAUAAUACAUGAGACAAUUAAGGACUAACUUUUCCGCCUACUAUAUAUAUUUUUUUUCACCUCUUCAUUACGUUCUGCAUUCCUUUCUUAGCUAUGGUCUCCGAAACGUACAACAAUCACGGACAAUAAUUACAACUGUUUGCUUUAUAGAACAAGAACCGCAGUACUAAUAAGUGAAAAA
Messenger RNA from Anopheles darlingi, 5002 nucleotides. RefSeq lists its product as uncharacterized. The record is from RefSeq and is a predicted model, not a curated record. The transcript has 4 exons. The coding region runs from base 1768 to 2967 and encodes 399 amino acids. Lineage: Eukaryota; Metazoa; Arthropoda; Insecta; Diptera; Culicidae.